UGCAUCACAGUCUCGGAUAUGUACGUUUGGCGUUCGUCUGUUUGAAGCUUUCUGUUAUGUGCAUGUGUAUUUUUUAUCACCAUGAUUCCAACAAUAAAUGAACUCAAGAAACUUAAAGUAGUUGACUUAAGAGAAAAGCUAAGUUCUUUCGGACUUUCGACUUCAGGUCUGAAGCCAGAAUUAGUCGCAAGAUUACAUAGCUACUAUGAACAUGAAGAAGAGCAGAACAAAGAAAGUGUAGAGGAACCACCAGUUGACACUGUUCCAAGUAGUGAAGGAUCUGGUGAAAGAAAGGGAUUAGAGGGUGACGAAGCAUUGCAGUCAGAAGAGGCUCUCAAGCUCAUUGAAAGUGAACAGAAAAGAAUUUUAGAGCAACAAAAAGAACUGUUAGCACAGCGUAAACAACAACAGCUUGAAGAUGAGAAACUACGGCAACAGCAAGAGGCUGCGGCUGCAGCAGUGCUGGAUGAAGAGACAAGGCAGAAAGUUUUACAGCAGCAGCAGUUGAUAGAGCAGCAGCGAAUUGCAGAUGAACAGAAAUUACUGCAACAACAAGCUCUAGCACAGCAGCAGUUGAUGGAAGAAAAGAAAAAAGAAGAAGAACUCUUACGACAGCAACAGAUGGCAUUGCUGAUGAAACAAAGGGAGGAGGAAGAGAAAGUCAGACAGCAACAAGAAAUGAUUCGAGUACAAGAAGAACACAAAAGACAACUACAGACAAGACAACCAUUGUUACCAACACCAAGUACACCAGCAGGUCCGCUAUUACCAACACCACAGCCACCUUCAACAGCACAGACAGGACAACCAGUUUCAACAGCAGCAGCAGCAGCAACAACACCACCUAUGCCUUUGAUGGCAACGCCCAUACCACCUCCACAAAAUAGAGGUCCUCCACCAGUAAGUCAUCCUCCCACAAGACCUUUAUUGCCAACCCCAGACAUGCAGGAUCAUGGUCCUCCACCUCCAAGAGGGAGAGAUUCAGAACCAUCACCACCUCCAAGAGGGCCUCCUCCUCCAUCUGUCACAGAUAAUGACGAUAGUUCGAAGAGGCCAGUGAAGCUGCCCCAAGCACUGGAAAAAGUACUAGCAUUUAAAGAUGUCAGGAAAAAAGAAAUAGGAAGUUUUGAAGAUGAGGUGGUCAAAACACAAGCAGCCGAGAAGGGGCGAAGUUUUCGUGAAGUUCCAGACAUUGAAAUUGAAGACCUAGAAGCGAUAGAAGAUGAUGUCGGUACAACGAAAACAAAUGAACCAGCAAAUAAAGAAUCUAAAAACAAAAGGAGGAAAAUGAAAAAGAAGAAACGAAAGAAAGCCAAGCAGAAAGAGGAGGAAGAGAGGAAGGUAGCUGUAUCCGCUGCUGCAGCUGAUGGAGAUGAUGAUGAUGAUGACAUAGAAGUCGAGUAUAUCCAAGAGGACCUUGCAUCAGACUUCAUGGAUCCAGCAUUCAGACAUUUUCAGCAUGUCUUUGAAGCUUUCAGGCUUACAGAUGAGGUAAAACCUGAAAAAGAGGAAAAGUCAAAAAAGCAUGAAGAAAAAUUACCAAAAAAGGCAGAAACAUCUAAAGAGUAUAGUGACAGUGACAGUGAUAGUGAUGAUGAUGUUAUCAGAAAUGACGAUGACAAACCUAAGAUAUCCAAAAAGAAACUAAGAAAGCUGAACAGAUUGAGUGUUGCCGAACUGAAGCAGUUAGUUAGUAGACCCGAUGUCGUAGAAAUGCAUGAUGUCACGGCACAAGAUCCAAAGCUACUUGUUCAUUUGAAGGCAACAAGGAACACUGUGCCAGUACCUAGACAUUGGUGUUUCAAGAGGAAGUACCUACAAGGUAAAAGGGGUAUUGAAAAACCACCAUUUGAACUGCCAGAUUUCAUCAAAAGGACAGGAAUCAUGGAGAUGAGAGAGGCGUUGCAGGAGAAGAAGCAAAGACCAAUGAAAUCAAAGAUGAGAGAAAAAGUGAGGCCAAAGAUGGGCAAAAUUGAUAUUGAUUAUCAAAAAUUACACGAUGCUUUCUUCAAAUGGCAAAGCAAACCCAAGAUGACUAUUCAUGGUGAUUUAUACUAUGAAGGUAAAGAGUUUGAAACUAGGUUAAAGGAAAAGAAACCAGGGGAGUUAUCUGAUGACCUUCGAACAGCACUUGGAAUGCCAGUUGGUCCAAAUGCUCAUAAAUUCCCACCUCCGUGGUUGAUAGCAAUGCAACGUUAUGGUCCACCACCCUCCUAUCCUAAUCUGAAAGUUCCUGGUCUCAAUGCACCUAUACCAGAAACAUGUUCUUUUGGUUAUCAUGCUGGUGGCUGGGGUAAACCACCUGUUGAUGAAUCUGGUAAACCACUUUAUGGUGAUGUCUUUGGUACAAAUGCUUCCGAUUUUCAGACACCUAGUGAAGAGGAAGACAUUGACAAGACACCUUGGGGUGAGUUAGAAAGUGAAUCAGAAGAAGAAUCAGAAGAGGAAGAAUCAUCAGAAGAGGAGGAUGAAGUACCUGAUGAUACAGGUUUAAUAACACCAGCUGAGGGUGGUUUGAUCACACCUAGUGGAAUAACAUCAGUGCCAGCUGGUAUGGAAACACCAGAAAUGAUAGAACUCAGGAAAAAGAAGAUAGAAGAUGCCAUGGAGCAAGGUGGAGAGACACCACAGUUAUACACCAUACUGCCAGAGAAGAAAGCAGGUCCAGUUGGUGCCACCAUGAUGGGAUCUACAUACACUUACGAUGUCCCACCUCCUACUAAAAAACCAUUAAUGCCAGGAUCCGGUGGAGAUUUAGGUGUUGCUGUUGCUCUUGAUCCCAGUGAGCUGGAUAUGGACACAGCUGCAAUUGAAGCCAAAUACGAGGAAAAAGUUCGAGAACAACAGAAUCAGUUAGAAAAAGAGGACCUCAGUGAUAUGGUAGCAGAGCAUGCAGCUAAACAAAAAAAAAAGAGGAAACAACAGCAAAAUCAAGAAAACAAGCCAAGCAAGAAAUACAAAGAAUUCAAGUUUUAGAUUUGUCGUUCAUACUCUUGGUUAUUCUUUGCUACCAGUAUCAUAGCUGCAGAUCAUCUUAAGGGGUGAUCAGGAGAUCCAAUUGUCUAUCGCAUUUUUAAUCAAACUAAGAUUUCUUUUCUGUUUUUUAUGGAAAAUGUAUCUUAUGACAAAAUGAACUGCAGAGAAGUUAAAAAGUGGAUUUUCUUGAGAUUUGGUGGAUUCUUAUGCUUCUAUUUUUUAAAGAAUUUGUGUUUUCAGUACGUGUCAGAGUAUCUUGUAAAAACUGCUUAUUUUAAAAGCUGUAUAACUUUGAUGACUUAGUCAAUAAAU
Molecule: messenger RNA, 3288 nt
Organism: Saccoglossus kowalevskii
Lineage: Eukaryota; Metazoa; Hemichordata; Enteropneusta; Harrimaniidae
Product: splicing factor 3B subunit 2-like
Cellular component (GO): nucleus; U12-type spliceosomal complex
Source: RefSeq, a predicted model, not a curated record